AUGUCCAGGAGAAACUCGCCCCCUCUCAGAUCUUCAGGGAUAAAUACCAUCCAGCUGAACGCCGCCAGAGAGAUGCAUGCUCGGACCGUGCGUGCUCGAAGAAUGCCCAUCCCAACAAGCGGCAUCACCGCACCCUCGAUACUGCCAACUGCGACUACUACUGCCACAAACACAGUAUUACCGGCCAUGCCAGCUCGACAUAUCUGUAAUAACCCGAACAAUCCGCCCUGUGUGCACUGCGGGUCCGUCAUCAUCCCGUCUCCACAGGCCACGUUGCCCUUGGAGGACAACCCUUCCAUAACCAUCAACGACUGGACCAUCUCUUCCAGAAAGAAGCCUAUUUUGAACUCGCAGGAACUCGACCUCUGGGAAAACGAAAAACUCAAGGGGCUGACACUGCCGGAGAUGAUUUUUGGCAAUAAUUACAUCAGGAUCGAGAAUCCGAAGCUGGAUUGGUCCAUAGAGUUCAAUGCUCUGGACGCCCUAAGGAACGUUCAACUCCAGGAUUCAGGUAUCCGGGUGGCAUACUCAAGCGACUGGAUAAAUUCCAAAAGAAGACAGAACUCAGCCAACGCCGCACAACGGUACGCAAACGACGUAAGCGACGAUUCCUUGAACAUCAUACACAAGUACGACUGGACCUACACUACACGCUACAGGGGCACGGAGAACCCCCCUGCGUCGAGGUUCCGGCUCGAUAACGAUCAAACGCUGCCCUUGGACAAGCUAGCCGUGCACGACAAAAUCCUGUUCUACGACGACAUGAUCCUCUUCGAGGACGAGCUAGCAGACAACGGUAUAUCGAUACUCAACGUCAAGAUAAGAGUCAUGAACGAAAGGCUGCUACUGUUGAGCAGGUUUUUCCUAAGGGUGGAUGACGUUCUUGUGAGAGUCUACGACACAAGACUCUACGUGGAAUUCGACGAAAACAAAGUGAUCAGAGAAUCCAAGGAGUUCGAGGGCAAAUACCAAGAUGUGUUGGCCAAGCACAGGUUGUCCCAAUCCCAUGACCCAAAGGCCGCCCUGAGAGACAGUAGCUGGGUAGCACAGAAUACCCCAAUGGUCAAAAGGGAAUGCGAGAUCAUCGAGUUCUGA
Saccharomyces kudriavzevii IFO 1802 is the source of this 1095-nucleotide messenger RNA. It is a transcript of the gene TIP41, whose product is annotated as Tip41p. Gene Ontology annotation, cellular component: cytosol. Gene Ontology annotation, biological process: TOR signaling. The transcript has a single exon. NCBI's taxonomy places the organism in Eukaryota, Fungi, Ascomycota, Saccharomycetes, Saccharomycetales, Saccharomycetaceae. The record is from RefSeq and is a predicted model, not a curated record. The coding region runs from base 1 to 1095 and encodes 364 amino acids.